CGAUUUCUCUCCUUGACGAAGCUUAGACUUUGCAACGAUCACGAAGCGCGAAAAAAAGAAAGCUACACUCUCCACCCAAAGAAUUCGCAAUCAUGGCCAAGCAACCUUCAACCCUCAGCCAGGUCCUCCCUCUCCUCAUUGUCUUCGCCCUUCUAGGCGUCGGUGGUUGGGUCGGCUACCAGGUCUACAUCAGCGUCACCAAGAUACAGGACGCCGCGUCGGAGCGCAUGGGCAAGAAGAACGUCGUCUUCACAAAGGACGGCGUCAAGGUCGGAGUCAAGCAGAUCAAGACGGAGAACUACGUCGACGCCACCCAGAGCUGGGUCGUCAAGGCCUGGAACCUGGGCACCACCGGGGGCAAAGACGAUCAGAGUAAGAAGCAAAAGUGAGGAUCGAUCGUUUUAUACCACUUAUACCAUUUCCACCCACGAUGCGAAUAUUCCAUACGAAAAUCACGGCAUCUCGAUCCAACACAGUAACGACGGGGAUUCAAUGGAUGUCAAGGAACAGUUCCGGCAAUCUAAUCUGUCAGAUAUCCGAGUACGGGACUAAUACGACGGACGGUGGAGUCGUUUGGGAAUAACUGCAAAUGCUUUUCAACACAUCGGGUGCUGGGCUGGGCUUCGUCCCGCGGGUUUUUGUUCGAUAUGCUUUUUUCACAUGUACAAUCAUGGCCGGCCGAGAAUCGACAACAGUACAUUUGACGACCAAUUUGACGAUUCAUGUGCACGAUUU
Messenger RNA from Fusarium vanettenii 77-13-4, 735 nucleotides. RefSeq lists its product as uncharacterized. Lineage: Eukaryota; Fungi; Ascomycota; Sordariomycetes; Hypocreales; Nectriaceae. Bases 93 to 389 code for a protein of 98 amino acids. The record is from RefSeq and is a predicted model, not a curated record. The transcript has 3 exons.